This is a messenger RNA of Cicer arietinum (chickpea), 523 nucleotides long. Its product is annotated as magnesium transporter MRS2-2-like. Lineage: Eukaryota; Viridiplantae; Streptophyta; Magnoliopsida; Fabales; Fabaceae. Gene Ontology annotation, biological process: magnesium ion transport. The record is from RefSeq and is a predicted model, not a curated record. Gene Ontology annotation, molecular function: magnesium ion transmembrane transporter activity.
ACUGGUAUUUGAUUAAAUGCGCAAAAGGGUUUGAGAAAUUUCGCUCUUUCUGUUAUUGGUUGCUAUCAAAUUGAAACAGAGUUUUGAGUUGAAAUUUUGUGUUUUGAAUUGAAGUAGUUUGGAGGAAUAGGGUAAGAAGGGAUGGCUCGAGAUGGGAGCCCUGUCCCUGCGGACCCACAGGCUAUGGUUGUUGUGAAAAAGAAGACACAAACUUCGAGAAGUUGGAUUUUGAUUGAUGCUAUGGGUCAAGGGUCGAUGCUUGAUGUUGACAAGUAUGCUAUCAUGCAUAAGAUUCAGAUUAAUGCACGUGAUCUUAGAAUCCUUGAUCCUUUGCUUUCUUACCCUUCUACCAUUCUUGGUCGUGAGAAGGCUAUUGUGCUUAACUUGGAGCAUAUCAAGGCAAUUAUCACAGCUGAAGAGGUUAGUUAGCUUUUAUUUUAAUUUGUGAAUGUGUUGUUGAUUGCUGAUGGGGAAUGAAGUUUUUUUUUUGUUAUAACAUUUUACAAUGAAGAAUUAUGGUUUU